This is a messenger RNA of Jatropha curcas, 788 nucleotides long. RefSeq names its product drought-induced 21 (gene DI21). NCBI's taxonomy places the organism in Eukaryota, Viridiplantae, Streptophyta, Magnoliopsida, Malpighiales, Euphorbiaceae. The record is from RefSeq and is a predicted model, not a curated record. Gene Ontology annotation, biological process: response to stress. Gene Ontology annotation, cellular component: mitochondrion.
UGUCAACUUUUGCAAGAUUGAGCACACAGAGUCAGAAACUAGUAGUCUCUAGUCUCUGGAAAUAAGACGCGUUUCUAACUUUUUCUCUUCAUAUAUAAGCAAAGACAUUAACUCUAAUGUUGCAUCUCCACCACUAAGUGAGGAAAGAGAGCGGGCCGCGAGUAGCUGCAGAAGGAUUGAUCCAUUCGAGAAUCUAUUUCUCAGGGGAUCGAAUAGCUUCUGCAGUAUCUGCUUACUCUGUACAUAUAUCUACCAAUAAAAUGACUCGCUCUCUUUCCACCGCUAAAUUUCUGGUUGCUUCAAUUGUUGAGGAUCUACCACUUUCUAUCUUCCGGAGAGGCUAUGCGGGUGCAGCACAUGGGUCUGAGUCGGCUAGCUUUGGUAGGCGAGGGUCAAGGACUAGUAUUGUGGGGAAAGUAGAAGAAAGAGCUGCGACGAAAGAAGAUGAUUCAGGAUCAUCUACUGCGUGGGCACCAGACCCCAUCACGGGGUACUACAGGCCAGCUAAUUCUGCGGCUGAGAUCGACCCGGCUGAGCUCCGGGAAAUGCUAUUGCACAACCGGGUUAGGCCACGGUAGAAGUCUGAGAUUCAGAUGCUGAAGUGGUGGCGUUCACUUUUUAGUGUGUUUCUUACACCAGCAUAUAGUAGUACUGUACUAGAAGUUUUUAAAUGUUGCCAGUUGCGUCAUACCACUCUUAUUGUCUUAAAGACUCCUGUAGUCUUGGUUAUGACUUAUCAUAUCAAUGAAGAAAACUAUCCAUUAUCAAAAUUUAUGUUUCCCGUUUAA